Messenger RNA from Lolium rigidum, 838 nucleotides. RefSeq lists its product as uncharacterized. The record is from RefSeq and is a predicted model, not a curated record. The coding region runs from base 1 to 624 and encodes 207 amino acids. Lineage: Eukaryota; Viridiplantae; Streptophyta; Magnoliopsida; Poales; Poaceae. The transcript has a single exon.
AUGGACGAAGACGACGGCGACUUCACCUUCGCCGUAGCCGCGCCUUUGGCAGGCAGCGACGGGAUCUUCCCCGGCGACCGGCGGAUAGGUGCCGGCCGGAUGUACCCGGUCUUCGGCCGGCCGAGGUCGCCGCCGCGCCGGCAGGCUCCGGAGCAGGAGCCGGAGACGACGACGGCCACCGCACGCGUGCCGCUUGGGCGUGUCCUACUGGUGGACCGAGGACGAGCAGGAGCAGCGCAGCCCCCCUAUGAUGAGGAGCCGGAGAAGACGCGCUACUUCUCGUGGUGUCCCGGGUUGUCGGCGGCGGCCAAGCCGGCAACGCGCUGCCGAAAAAGCGGCUCCACGGGGUCGCUCCUGCAGUGGAGUCAGCGGCUCCUCGGACGGAGCCACAGCGACGGCAAGGAGAAGUUCGUGUUCUUGGACGCCGCGGGCCCCUCCGGCUCCGAGCGCAAGGCGAGCGGCGGCGGCCAUGUGACUGCGUGGAGCUAUUACGCGAAGGCCGGCGCCGGUGCCGGCGGCAGCAACCAUGGCGGGCGGCGGAGGUCGUUCCUCCCGUACAGGCAGGACCUCGUGGGGUUUUUCGCCAGCCCCACCGCGUUCCGUCGGAGCUAUCACCCGUUUUGACGUACUGAAUUACUGAUCGCUACUUCUUUUCCUGCUCCUAUGGUGCUCGAUGUUUGCGUUGCUUCCCUGCGUACUUGUACGAACGAAUCCGUAGAGUAAUUCUGUGUGAUUGGUAAUUUUUGGCUGGCAUGCUAAUUUAUCAGCUGGUAACAAGUGUGUAAAACGGUUAUUGCAGCAGCACAAUCCAUAUAGUUAAUUGUAUUUUUUUCGAUAA